Molecule: messenger RNA, 2145 nt
Organism: Tetranychus urticae (two-spotted spider mite)
Lineage: Eukaryota; Metazoa; Arthropoda; Arachnida; Trombidiformes; Tetranychidae
Product: histidine ammonia-lyase
Biological process (GO): L-histidine catabolic process
Cellular component (GO): cytoplasm
Molecular function (GO): histidine ammonia-lyase activity
Source: RefSeq, a predicted model, not a curated record
UCUCACUAGAUGGCGAAAGGAUUCUUUGUUAAUAUUGCGCCAUCUGCCAUCUUGUUUAUUAAAAACUACCUGAAUUACGAAAGAUUUAUCAGUGGUUAAUUUAAGGUGAUUGUGUGAUUGUUAGAUCGUCGUUAUUCAUUCUUCUCUUAAAAUGAAGUUGGAAGUUUUGUUAGAUGGCGAAAGUCUUUCGACUAGUGAUUUACUCGAAAUUGGUUCUGGUCACUGGACGAUUCAGAUAACCCCUGAGGCUUCUAAAAAGGUCCAAAAGGGUCGAGAACUUUUGGAAUCAAUUUUGAAUGAAAACAAAGUUGCUUACGGUGUUAAUACUGGAUUUGGUAAAUUCGCUAACCUGGUGAUCUCCAAAGACAAUUUAGAACAAUUACAAGUUAAUCUUGUGCGGAGUCAUGCCGCUGGAGUGGGUGACCCUCUUCCUCCUGAGAGAGUUAGACGUCUCCUCGCUUUAAGAAUUAAUGUGUUGGCCAAAGGACAUUCGGGUAUCUCGUUAGAAACACUGCAACAAUUGAUUGAUGCAUUUAAUGCUUCCUGUCUUUCAUGGGUUCCUGAAAAAGGAACAGUCGGUGCAUCCGGUGAUUUGGCCCCUCUUGCUCAUUUAGCUCUUGGUAUGUUAGGUGAGGGUAAAAUGUGGUCACCAAAAACUGGCUGGGCAGACGCUGCCCAUGUCCUUGAGUCACAUGGACUUAGACCGAUUCGUUUGAAAGCUAAAGAAGGUUUAGCAUUACUUAAUGGAACUCAAUUGAUAACUUCUCUUGGUGCUGAGGCCGUCGAGAUGGCAUCCAAUAUUGCUCUACAAGCUGACAUUGUUGCUGCCUUAUCUCUUGAAGUCCUUAAAGGUACUUCUCGUGCUUUUGACGUUGAUGUUCAUCGAAUUCGUCCUCACAAGGGUCAAAUUAUGGUUGCUAGACGAUUGCGUUCAUUGUUGCAUUCAGAAGUCCAUCCAUCAGAAAUUGCUGAAUCUCAUAGAUUUUGUGAUCGUGUUCAAGAUGCUUAUACUAUUCGUUGCUGCCCCCAAGUUCAUGGAAUUGUCCAUGAUACCAUUUCUUUCGUUAAGGACGUCAUCACAACUGAGAUGAAUUCAGCAACAGAUAAUCCUCUCGUUUUUCCCGAAAGAUCCGAAAUCAUUUCUGGUGGUAAUUUUCAUGGAGAAUAUCCUGCAAAGGUUCUCGACUAUCUAGCAAUAGGAAUUCAUGAAUUAGCUUCAAUGUCUGAAAGGCGUAUCGAGCGAUUAGUUAAUCCCGCUUUGUCUGGACUUCCAGCAUUCUUGGUUGAAAAUGGUGGGUUGAACUCUGGAUUCAUGAUUGCUCAUUGUACUGCCGCAGCUUUGGUCUCGGAAAAUAAGGUGUUAUGUCACCCAGCGUCAGUAGAUUCAUUAUCUACCUCUGCUGGGACUGAAGAUCAUGUUUCCAUGGGUGGUUAUGCAGCCCGAAAAUCACUAACGGUUGUUGAAAACGUUGAAAGAGUAAUUGCAAUUGAAUUAUUAGCUGCCUGUCAAGCAAUUGAGUUUCUCAGACCACUUAAAUCAACAAAACCCUUAGAAGCUGUUUACGCAUUGGUUAGAGACGUUGUCCGACCUUGGGAUAAAGAUAGGUACAUGGCUCCAGAUAUUGAAGCUGCAAUUGAGUUACUACGCAGUGGAAAAAUUUUAGAAGUAGUUCAACCAUACAUAGAUAAAUACGAUGAAAGAUUCUCUGAUUACAAACCAGAUUCCCCAACAUCAUCAUUUUCCUUGGACCAUCGAGCAAAAAGACGGAAAGCUGAAAUACAAUAUGCUUGAGUAUCAAUGAUACACCAACUACUGAUCAGUUAACUUUUUUUUUCUUUGUCGAUCUCUAAUGUACUAAUGGUACAACUGUAAUCAGCUUGCUAAAAAUCUUUGGAUUUCAUGGUAAAGUCUUCCGAAUCGAAUAACAAAGCACAAAAUGAGAAAACUUUUCAUAGGAGAAAGAUUGACAGCCGAACACCAGUAUUUGUAUUUUUAAGGGUAGUUUUAAGACUGAAUCGAUUCUGUUUAAUUUUAAUUUAAUUCCCUAUUUAAUUUGCUAAUGAUGAUUUUGCUUGUUAAAUUCCACCUCGUUAUCUGCAACUUUUUUUACAAUUAAAUUAAAUCUGUUAAUUUUUUUCUUUUUA